This is a messenger RNA of Melanotaenia boesemani (Boeseman's rainbowfish), 954 nucleotides long. It is a transcript of the gene ndufv2, whose product is annotated as NADH:ubiquinone oxidoreductase core subunit V2. Lineage: Eukaryota; Metazoa; Chordata; Actinopteri; Atheriniformes; Melanotaeniidae. The coding region runs from base 114 to 848 and encodes 244 amino acids. Gene Ontology annotation, biological process: mitochondrial electron transport, NADH to ubiquinone. The transcript has 8 exons. The record is from RefSeq and is a predicted model, not a curated record. Gene Ontology annotation, molecular function: NADH dehydrogenase activity.
GAUGACGUUCCAUUUGACGCCAGACCCUGUUAAUCGAGCGUGAGCGCGCUUGUGAUGUCUGUCCCUGGUCUUCUGUACUUCUAAUACACUAGGGCCAAGCUUCAAGCCUCAAAAUGUUUUUGUCUUCUGCUGUUCGCUCUGCUGUCACGCAGGCGGCCAGGCAGGUCAGGGGUCUGCAUCGAUCUGCUGCACGAGCUGGAGCUGGUGGCAUCUUUGUGCACAGAGACACUCCUGAGAACAACGCUGACACUCCUUUUGAGUUCACUGAGCAGAACAAAAAGAGAAUUGAGGCGAUCAUUUCAAUGUACCCUGAAGGACACAAGCAGGCAGCCACCAUCCCAGUCUUGGAUUUGGCCCAGAGGCAGCAUGGAUGGCUCCCUAUCUCCGCCAUGAACAAGGUUGCUGAGGUGCUGGGUGUCGCUCCAAUGAGAGUUUAUGAAGUAGCGACUUUUUAUACAAUGUUUCUGCGACAGCCUGUGGGAAAAUACUUCAUUCAGAUCUGCACAACAACACCGUGCAUGCUCUGCAACUCAGACAGUAUCCUGGAAGCCAUCCAAAACAAACUGGGUAUCAAGGUUGGAGAAACUACUCCAGACAAGUUGUUCACUCUAUUAGAAGUGGAAUGCCUGGGUGCCUGUGUGAAUGCUCCAAUGGUCCAGAUCAAUGACAACUAUUAUGAGGACCUUACACCCAGUGAUAUUGAGCAUAUUAUUGAUGAACUCAAGGCAGGCAGAGUCCCUCCACCAGGACCCAGGAAUGGGCGUUUUUCCUGUGAGCCUGCAGGCGGAUUGACUUCCCUGACAGAGCCUCCUAAAGGACCAGGAUUUGGUGUAAGACCAGACCUGUAGGCAUUGUCAAGCCACUCAUCUAUGUGCUUUGAAAGGAAGUUGUCCUUGAAGCUGUAAUGUUUAAACUGAAACAUAUUGUAAAUAAAAUUCUCCUGUACCCAUUGUC